GAGGGUUCGGGUAAAAAUGGCUGAAUAUUUAGCUUCGAUAUUCGGGACUGAGAAGGACAAAUCGGGGCCUGUCGGCACGGGGACCGGUGCUCCCGGCUUCACAACAAACCGACUUUCAGUCAGGGGCAAGCAUCGCUGAUGCACUCAAGAUGCUUAGGCUUCUUCUCUGUUGCCAAGUGUCACCCCUCAACCGUCAUACCUCACUUCACCCCUUUGCAUGAGCUCAGGCCCCGCCCCCUUUAAAUUCUGUUCAGACCAUAGUGCUACUCAACCUGUACCAGAAUCCACAGAACACCGCCCAAACCGCAGACGGAUCGCACUGUCACGUGAGCGACGUGGAGGUGCAAGAACACUAUGAUAACUUCUUCGAGGAGGUGUUCACGGAGCUGCAGGAGAAGUACGGGGAGAUUGAAGAGAUGAAUGUGUGCGACAACCUGGGGGACCACCUCGUGGGCAAUGUCUAUGUCAAGUUUCGGCGUGAGGAGGAUGCAGAGCGUGCAGUGGCUGAGCUCAAUAACCGCUGGUUCAACGGGCAGGCUGUGCAUGCUGAGCUGUCUCCUGUCACCGACUUUCGGGAGUCAUGCUGCCGGCAGUAUGAGAUGGGGGAAUGUACCCGAGGUGGCUUCUGCAACUUCAUGCACCUGCGGCCCAUCUCCCGUAACCUCCGACGUCAGCUGUAUGGGCGGGGACCCAGGCGCAGACUAGCUUUGAGCACCAUCCAAAGACCAGCGCCUGAGUCUCAACCCCCAAACCAGCUGGAACUCCAAAGCCCCAAACCCAAGACCAGUCUGGAUCUCCAGUCCCGAGAUCGGUCCCUGAGAACCCGUACUGAUACCACUCAGGAACUCUGGUUACCUGCCCCAUCCCAGAGCAGAGAGGCAGAGCUGGGGAACAGUGCCUCACUCCUUCCAGCUCUAACCCUCAUCUCUCCACUCCUGUCCCCAGGUCACCCCCGAGGUCCCACACCGGCCACCAUCCCCGAGAAAGAAACCGACAACGUUCCCCAGACCACCGGCAUGGCCGCUUCUGAGACCCUGGCUCCCUUGACCUCUACCCCUGACAGGCUUAAAUGUUCCCAGCUAGGACCCCUCCUUAAAGCUCUCUUAACUCCCCAGCUUCAUCUUCCCCAGGCUCCCGGGCUCCAUGAUGUAUCUGUUCAACACAGGGAUCUUCUCUUACCACCCCUCCCCUAAUAAAGCUCUCUAUUGAGGGUUUAGAACCUA
This is a messenger RNA of Enhydra lutris kenyoni (northern sea otter), 1223 nucleotides long. Its product is annotated as U2 small nuclear RNA auxiliary factor 1 like 4. The record is from RefSeq and is a predicted model, not a curated record. Bases 417 to 1193 code for a protein of 258 amino acids. The transcript has 8 exons. Lineage: Eukaryota; Metazoa; Chordata; Mammalia; Carnivora; Mustelidae. Gene Ontology annotation, biological process: mRNA splicing, via spliceosome. Gene Ontology annotation, molecular function: metal ion binding; pre-mRNA 3'-splice site binding. Gene Ontology annotation, cellular component: spliceosomal complex; U2AF complex.